AUGAAAGUUCCUGAUGGAAUGAAAGAAUUAAUUCAUAUUGUUGCUGGUCUUCAAAAAGAUGUUAAACAAAUGAGAAAUGUUUUAACAUUACCAGAAGCUCAAGCAUAUGCCAAACGUCAUGGUCCAAAUUGGGAAGCACACGAAGCAGACAUUACGGGUCCAAAUGGAAAACCUGAUGGUAUAAAUGAAGUUUUCGUUACUGAUGGUCAAGGUAAUAUUAAAGUGAAACAAUAA
Messenger RNA from Trichomonas vaginalis G3, 234 nucleotides. RefSeq lists its product as uncharacterized. The record is from RefSeq and is a predicted model, not a curated record. The coding region runs from base 1 to 234 and encodes 77 amino acids. NCBI's taxonomy places the organism in Eukaryota, Parabasalia, Trichomonadida, Trichomonadidae. The transcript has a single exon.